AUGUUCCUGGACCCUAAAGCGAAUUCCCCGCUCCGCCACGCAUCGGCUCCCACCCCACUGCACCGGUGCGUCUUCGUUGCGCUACUUCCGCCGUUUAUUUUCGCCGGGGACCCGCCCGUGACCAACGACCCCUAUACGCGCGGCGGACUGUACUUUGCGAACUUCAACCGCAUCCGCGAUAACCGCCGUCGUUCGGCAUCAAAAACCCAACGGUCAAGGCCCGCCGCGGAAGUCACCGUGUUAUGGUCAAUUACGCGCUUUCUGUCCGCUCUCGGUAAUUUCACAGUUCUUUUCGUCACUCAACAGGUAUUCGAUUCU
Messenger RNA from Iphiclides podalirius (scarce swallowtail), 318 nucleotides. Lineage: Eukaryota; Metazoa; Arthropoda; Insecta; Lepidoptera; Papilionidae. The record is from the annotation of a GenBank genome assembly.